AUGCAACCCCUGAUCAGAGCAAAUCAUGUCAUGAUGUCGGAGGAGCGACGACGACGACAAGAAAGGGCAUUUGACCUGAUAGAGAACAAAGUCAUCGCUGAUAGUACAAAGAAAGUUUACCGAUGCAAGAUCAAUAGGAUCGUGCGUCUCUUACUCAAAGUGAAUCCCAGGGCUGUCGACGAGAACGGCGAAUUGAUACUCCCAAUGGCAUGGAAAGAUUUGAAGAGUUUGUUUGGAGACCUUGUCACCAAUACUGACUUACCAAAAUCUAGAAAGAGAAGAGGAUCGUCCAAGAGUAGAGAUGGGAUAGCGGGAACUGAUGAAGAUCAGGAAGAUGAUAACGAAGGUCAAGAGCCUGAGGGAGAGCAGGAAGAUGAGGAAGACGAAGAUGAGGAAGACGAAGAUGAGGAAGACGAAGAUGAGGAAGACGAAGAUGAGGAAGACGGAGAUCAGGAAGACGGAGAUCAGGAAGAGCAGGAAAAGCAGGAGGAUGAUCCGCAUAACGUACACGAGCAUGAUAACGAGGACAUUUCAGGAUACCAGGCAAGCAAGAGAACGCUGUCGUUAGGAGCACUGAAGGGGUACAAGAGUGCCUUGAAAGCAUAUUACAGAGACAGAAAUGUUGCUUUUGACGCGACUGGAAUGCCAUCGGGUAGUACGUUAAACGACCGGCUCAGUCGACUGAUCAAAGGCUAUGGAAGGGUAGUUACUCAAAAGAAAUCCACGGGAGUGAUGAAAUCAAAAGAAGGCGAAUGUGUCUUGGCAGUGAGAGAGUAUGGAAUUAUUUGUGAAAAGAUGACCCAGAUACGUUCAGAUACUAUGGCACGAGAGAUAGGAUCAACAAGCUUGUUCGGAUUUGCUGCUACCACGAUCAUGUGGAACUGUUGCUGUACAAGCGAAAUAUUAGACAUUCUACAUCUGGAACACUUUGAUUGGGAGAACGACUGCUUGAAGCUGACGAUAUUGAAGACCAAGAUGGACCAAGGGGGUGUUGACGCCGACAUUUUUUCUCCGAGAACAAGGCACAUAUUUGCAGCACCCAACAAACCUAUGUCUUGUCCUAUCCUGGCCAUUGCUUUGUAUGCGUUUUCCCAAACCAGAAUGAGGACAUGUCACACCAAAUUUUUUCUGGGAAACGACCAGAAGCAGAGGUUUGGUCAAGUCUUGAGAAGAGUAUUGUCCACAGAGGGCAUGCAGGAGGAAGUAUGGAGGGACGUUGGUUCGCACAGUUUCAGAAAGGGGAGCGUGACGCAUCUACUAGGCAUUCCGGGAGGACCAGGUAACUCCAAGGACAGGGAAGGUCUGGCAAGAAUCUACGAUAUUGGUAUGCACAAGUUCAUUGAUGGAUAG
Molecule: messenger RNA, 1350 nt
Organism: Guillardia theta CCMP2712
Lineage: Eukaryota; Cryptophyceae; Pyrenomonadales; Geminigeraceae
Exons: 4
Coding region: 1-1350 (449 amino acids)
Source: RefSeq, a predicted model, not a curated record